AUGAAGACUAUCCAGAGUAACAAUUUUCGAAGGAAGUAUGGGAAUUUACUGAAUCUUCUAGAGAUUGAUACUCAGGUUCCAGCUGUUACUGCUUUGGUCCAAUACUAUGAUCCGCUGCUCCGGUGCUUCACCUUCAAGGAUUUUCAAUUAGUGCCGACAGUGGAGGAAUUUUGGGAUAUUCUAGAUCUACCAUUAGAAGGCAAGAUUUCUUACAAGCAUGCAACGCAAAAUACAUCUGUUUCAACACUAGCAGGAAUCUUGAAGAUACACCCUACAGAGUUAGAAAGCAAAAUGAUUACAAAGGGAACCAUCAAAGGCAUUCCUCAAGGGUUUCUAGAGGGACAUCUACGUCAAUUGGCUGAUAAAGACAUGGGGGAAACCUUCAUGGAUGUACUGGCGCUCGUUCUUUAUGGCGUCAUGAUUUUUCCAAGCAUCGAUAACUUUGUUGAUCUCUCAACCAUCAAUGUUUUCAUAGCAUAUAAGAUCAAUGCAGAAAACCCAGUCACAGCAAUUUUAGCUGAUGUUUAUGGAAAUUUGAAUAUGUGUUAUGAAUCUAAGAAGAAGAAGUUGUCAUGUUGCUUGCCAGUAUUAUAUAAAUGGUUUACUUCUCAUAUUAGUCCAAAUUACAAGCCAACAACUAAAGGAGCGCAAGAAUGGGCGUGUUUUUUUGCUAAGUUACAUAAUGGAAUGAUCAAACGAGAGGUAUCCUGGCAGCAGAGGUCACAUAUCAUACACUGUGGAGAGUACCCAAAUAUACCUCUUAUAGGAACCAAAUAUUGUGUUAAUUAUAAUCUGAUAUUAGCACAAAGACAAUUUGGAUAUCCUAUACGGGAAUGGACUUCUAAUGAUUUACUCCGGCGAAUUAGAAGUGCUUGGGGCAGUGUGGUGCGUGCAGAGAAAGACUCUAGGCCAUGGGUAGUAAAUGAGAAGACGUCUUAUCAGCAAUGGGUAAUGGAUAGGGUUAAAGUGGUGAAGCUACCGUUCAAACCAGUUGCCUUCAUGCCAGAACAACAAGAUAUGGAGAGUGAGGAAGUCAAAACCCUUAAGGAAGAAAUAGAAAAGAUGAAGCAGAAAAAUGUUAAGCUUGUUAAUGAUCUUUAG
This is a messenger RNA of Vigna unguiculata (cowpea), 1101 nucleotides long. RefSeq lists its product as uncharacterized. The record is from RefSeq and is a predicted model, not a curated record. NCBI's taxonomy places the organism in Eukaryota, Viridiplantae, Streptophyta, Magnoliopsida, Fabales, Fabaceae.